GCCCGCCGUCAUCGUCGUCGCCGCCGCACUGACCUGACAGUUGCGAGUCAAAAUGGCAGUGCAAGGUUGAAAAAUUUGCUUCGCGAGUCCUCCGUCGUCAACAAAAGUGGUCGCGGAAAAAAGGUGCAAAUCGAAUUCAACGUUUACUACUGUUAACAAGUUUAGCUGGGCUCAAACAAAACCGCGCAACCUUCUAGAAAGAAAAGGGACUCGCGCUCGCGCCAGCAUGGAGGAAGACGGCGAGUACGCGGACGGCGAAAUCGUGUGGGUGAAGCUCAGCUAUUGCUGGUGGCCUGGCGAGGUGCUGGCCGGUAGCCGCCUCACCGAUGAGUUUCUCAGCACGCUCAAGCGGCGCCCGCUGGCCGUCGUCAAGUUCUUCGACGAGGAUUCCUACGAGUAUGUGAAAAAUACCAACUUUAUCUACAAGUAUAACUGCAGCAGGAAGCACGAGUUCUUGAGAAAAGGAUUGGAGCAAUACCGCGCAAAGAACAAACACAUGGUCAAGUUUCCGGCGGACGUGAUGCAGGCGGAACGCGCCACCGGCGGCGAUCCGAACAUUGUCAACUCGACCGAGUUCCUGCCCCAGAAGCGCGAGAGCUACGCGGACAUCUUCUCGCCGGACAAGUCCAAGGGCGGCAAGGGCAAAGCUUCCGCUACGACACCCCGCGGUGGAAGCCCGAAAAAGGCGCCCGCCAUUUCGCCCAGCAAGAUCAUCCCGGUGAUUCCGGUACGCAAGCAUGAAGUCCGGAUCCUGGGCCAGGCCUCGUCCCCGUCGGGUAUCGCCAGCCGCAGCUCGCUGGGUGGCUGCCCGUCGACGCCGAACAACUCCAGCCUGAACGCGUCAACGUCGUCUUCGGUGGGAGAGCCUGGCAGCAGUGCGCUGUCCAACGUGUCGGCGGCCAGCCCCUCGCAGAUCUACCACUGCCACAAGUGUGGCUUCGAGAGCAGCCGCCAGAACGUGAUCGUGCUGCACACCAAGUACUGUCGGGCGGUGCCGCUGGCGCCGUUCAACAUUCCAGCUGUUCGAGAAUCUAAAUCACUGCAAUCGACAACGGCGCGCACCACUACCGUGGAGGAUCCAGUGACACCGAAGGCUGCACCGAAACUUCGGGAAGAACCACCCCAGCAGCCACCAGCAGCUGCUCCCGCAGACGAGGAAGAACUGGUCGAGGUCAUCCAGGUGGUUGAGGAAAAGACACCGGCAGCCGUUGGUCGUUCUAGCCGUACUCCACGGACGGCAGCCAAGGCGGCGACUCCAACGCCGAAAGUGGACCGAAGGAAGAACCGCGGUGGACGUGGCAAAGCUGUUGCGACGCCUGUCGUGGAAGUUGAAGCCGUUGCCGCUGACGAGGAGAAGGUCGAAGUGCUGCAAGUCAGUGAGGAGGAACCACCGGCGGAGGAGGUCGUACCCGCACCGGAAGUCGGUAAAAGUCUGGACGAUUCUACUGGGAAAGACUCGAAGGGCAAGGCCGAUGUUGAGUUGAAGAACGAGCUGCUGGCGGAUUGGAGCGAGGAUGAGCAGGACGAGCAAGAACUUAAGGAAGACAAGAGGAAAGCAGCAUCCAGCGAUGAGUCGGAGAAGGUUGAAACCACGGAGAAGGCUGCCCCCGUGAUCAGCAUCACCGAUUCCAGUGCAGAAAAGUCGGUAGAAUCUUCGCCGCAGCUUGCUUCGCCGGUUUCGUCGUCGUCCGGAACCACGAUCAAGUACCGGAACAUCCCCAAGAAGCAAAAGCGCGAGUUUAUCGAAGUCACGAACGAUCAACCGGCGACAACGCAGGCGGUUACGAUUGAGAAAUCUUCGAGCGAAAGCAGCAUCAGCACGGCGGCCACUUGCGGAGACAAAACCGCAUCGUCCAGCAGCGCCGACAGUCUGCCGGAGCAGUCGCGACCACUCAGCGCCAAGCAGCGAAUCCUGGACCGGGCCACCCGCGGUUCGAGCAAGUCCAACAGCAGCAGCACCGAAGAGUUGAAGCCGGUCAUCGUGGCAGCCACCGCCGCCGCCUCAGCGGAAUCUCAGCAUGACUCAGCGUCCACGAGUGACGAAACCAAGAAGGACAUUGCGUCCUGCUUCGACUUCAAGGAGGAGGAAGAGGAAGAAGUGGUCUUGAGCAAAUCUCCCCGGAGGUCACUGUCAAACAGGCGCGACGUUUCGCUGGACGCCAAGCAAGAGCAGGAAGAGCUGGAACGUGCCAAAAAGGACGCCGAGUUGAAGAACGAAAUCGAUUCGUUGCUGAACGAAGUCAGCGUCCCAUCACUUCCAGACCUGCCGAAACUACCCGUCAGUCCAAGGGCCACCUCGCCAGGACCUUCGCAGGAAAUCAUUUCACCCCAAUCCAAAGAGGAAAUCGACCGCAACCGAACACUUCCCCCGAAGGAGCGCGGCAAGCGCAUCUUCAAGACCCGCAAUAAGCCAACCGUCGAGAACGAAGCGAUCGCCCUUGAGCAGUCCAAGGCGAUCGUGCUGGACUUUGUGAAAAAGUCCCACGAAGAAGAGGAAGCACAGCAGCAGCAGGAAGCAAAGCUCAGCUCGGAGUCGCCCACCACAACAAACGACGACUCGCAAGAGUCGGUUCAAUCUGCGGUGGCAACGGAGCCGCAAAGGUUCGAAAACUCCGAAUUCGCCGCCAUCAAGGCCAAGCGAGCGAAACUUCCCGUUGAGGAGGAACCUCCCAAGGAGGAAGAAUCCACGGUGAGCUCCAGCAACGAAGAGCCUAAACCAGCUACCGCAGAACAACCAGACUCCCUUCCAGUGUCCAUCAGCAAGGAUCAGCUAACGCUGGAAGUGCUCGAGAUAACGACCCCAUCGCCGAAGAGCCGCAAGGGCAAGCAACAGCCGCCCAAGCAAACCAUCGUGAGUCCGAUCGUGCUCAUCGAAAAGCUACCGGAACCGGUCGAGGAGGAGCAACAGCCGGAGGUCACUCCGAAAGCUACACCGGCUAGGAAGAAGCGUGCCGGUGAAAUGGAUCAGCUUGACCUGACGGCGCUGGAUACGCCACGAUCGCGCCGAGGUCGAAGCGCCAAAGCAGAAGAACCUACGCCGGAACCGGAACCACCCAAAGAGAUCGAAGCGGCUGCUCCCGUUGAGAAACGCAAGGCUAAGCGAGGCAAAAAGGAGGAAGAAGUGCCGGCGGUUGAUGAAACUCCAGAAGUUGAGCCCAAACCAAGCAAGUCAAAGCGCAGCAAGCAAAGUCAGCAACGGUCAGCGGAUUCAACCGCCGAUUUGCACGCUGAAGUUGACCCCGUUGUUCCUACCAGUGUCGAACCUGCUCCGGAGGAGCCGGUUGUAAGCGAACCUGCGCCGAUCGUGGAGCCUGUCGUCGCGAAGCAUCAACCAAUUAAGAUGAUCAUCAAGUCCAAAGGCAAAAAGUCCAACUCGGAGCUGAUCUACGAUGAUCCGGUCGUGGCACCGGAACCCAAGCCGGAAGAAACGCAGGAAAAGCUGCUCAAAUCGCCGAAGAGUUCCAAGAGGAAAAAGGAGGAACCGGCGGUGGAACCUCCGGCCGAGGAAGCCGUUGAAUCGCUGGCGAAAUCGCCCAAAUCGAAGCGACCCAAGGUCAAAGCUAGCGAAAAGCCGAAAGAACCGGAAGUCAGUGUCGGCGGCCCUAGUGCUACGGAUUUGCAAGUUGCCGAAGCGCUGAUUCAGCUUCCGGAAGCCCCGGUGAUUCCCCCUAAAGUCGCCGUCGUAGAUGAUCAGGAAAUGGUCGAAGUCAAAUCGAACAACUCAUCUCCGGUACAUUCAAAGACCAUUAAUCCAAGGAAACGACACCUGCAAAAGCUGAUGGACACGGCCGAGGUGAUCGUCGAGCAGCCCCCACCGGAGAUCGUAACCAUUCCAGAGAAGAAGAAACGCGAAACGAUCGUCGAAGUGGUCAGCGUGGCUCCGGCUUCCAUCGUGCAAGAUCUGCCGGCCAAAACUACCACCGUCGUAGUUGCAAGCGUCCCUCCUCCCGACGAGGACAAGUUCGACAUUGACAACAUCCCGAUCGUGAUGGACGACAGCGAACUGCUCGAGGACAGCACCAUCUCGACGACCUCCAACACCGACAGACGAUCAACGGUGGCGCCCGUCGUCGCUCCGGUAGACGAGGACGUCAAGCUGAUUUCCACCACCAAACCCAUGACAAAAAAGAUUGUGAUUGUCAAGAGCAGCAACGGUUCCGCCAAGAUCGUCGGAAGGAAGGAGUCUCCAGCCGUUGCGAAGAAAAAUCUCGCCAUCAAGUCCACCACCAUUACCAUCAAACCCCCGCUGGAUCAACUCUCGCCGACGAACGUGACGACCCGAUCCCCGGCACACUCACCGACCCCGAUGCGAUCGGCACAGCUCGUACAGGCCAGCAGCGGCGGUCAGAUCGUCAUCACCAGCAAGGGCACGGUUCUAACCACCCAGUCGCCGUCCACUUCGACCGCCCGAAGCCAUUCGUCGGACGGACUCAAAACCCACGUCUCUCAAUCCCACUCCAAGCCGGCCAUCGUUUCCUCGGUGGUCAGCAGCGCAAGCUCAAUCAGUAGCAGCAGCAGCAGCAGUUCCGCAACAAAAGAACUCCCCGAAUCUGCGGCAAACUCAACACCGCAACGACCUGGAACUGGUGCUGCGGCCGCGAUCAAAUCACCCGCCAAGAUUUGCGUGCAGUCGCAGGAGAUCAUUCACCCGGCUACGAAGCCCCGACCGGUGGCUUCCUCCCCCGUCGUGGUACAGAAGGUCACGACGGAAGUCGGGCAGCAGCACAAGAAGGGACUUGCAGCGGCGUCGGCGUCGUCGCAGAAGAAGAGUUCGGGCAAAAAGCAAGCCGAACCUGGAACUUCCGGCGGCAAGCCGCUGUUCGCGACCUCCAAGGGCGCUCUCAUUACGUCCCAGCCGGCGACCACUUCUUCGGUGAACCCGGGCAAAAAGAACCACCGAGUGAUCAAGAUUUCGCCCCAAAAGUUAAAGGAGUUCACCCGGUUAGGCAUGGUCGAGGACAAGGGCAAGGGCAAAGUACUGACCGCAAGCGGUAUGAAAAAGUUCCGCCAGGAGCAGGAACAGUUGCUCCAACAACAGCAACAGCAGCAAGAACCCCAGUCAAAGCCGGACAAGCCCAUUCAGCGGACGGAUUCGAUCGACGAGGAACCCUCGACGUCCACUCCGACUCCACCACCGCCGGCUGACGCACCAGCAGAGGUUGUAGUGGCCGCCGCAGCAGAUUCAUCCGUAAAGGAACUGCCACCAGCCUCACCAGUCGAGCCGGAACAAUCCCCAGAAGUCGCGGAGGAAGAACCUGCAAAGCCGGAGGGAAUCGUCGAAGAAAACGAAGCAGCCGCCGCCGAGACGGAACCCGAAUGUAGCAGCUCGUCCAAGGUCAAACCGGUUCCUGCCGCGGAAGAGGCCAGCGAGUCAGCAUCGGCACAGCCGGAAGUGCCCGCAGAAGCGACCAGCGAAUCCAGCUCCAACGUGCAGGAAUCAUCCCAGCUGAUCGCCGUACCGGCGGAAAACUUCGGAGGACCUGCGAACCUCUUCUAUCUGUGCUCGGUCCGCGAGGAAGGCUUCGUUCCGGUGAACAACGAACUGCUCUACCUGGACUCGUCCAACCAGCUGGUGGCGCUGCCCGAGCAGGCUUCGGUCGAGGACAUUGUCCAGCAGGCAGCCGGCCAGGAAGUGCUGGAAAUUCCCGCGGGUGAACACGCGGCCGUUGACGUGGAAGGUGCCGUCGAAGCGGGUCAGCAGAACAUUUUGCUCAACACCCAGGACGGGCAGCAGAUCAUCCUGGACCAGCAGAGCCUGAUGGCGUUGGCCGCGGCUGGCGCGGACACGUCCCAGCUUCUUACUCCCGAUGGACAGCAAAUUGUACUGCAAGGUUCGGCCCAGGAGCUGCUGGCAGCACUGGCCGUGACUCAACCCGGCCUCGGAAUCGCGGUGGCCGCCGAGGGAACCCAAAUCAUCGUCGCACCAGAAUCGUUGAUCGAUCUGCAAGAUGCGCCCCUACCCGGAGAGAUCAUCCAGGUCAACCCGAACACCACAGUGGAGACGAAUGCCGUACUAACGAAGCCACCGAUCAUGUCGACCGUCGAGGUGCCCAGCAAGAAUGGCAACGGAACGACGGACGCCGGCGCGGCGGACAAGGCGCUGGAUCCGGUGGCGACGACGAAUCUCGACGAAAGCCUGGCCGCGGUCAUUGGCGUUCCGGGCAAUCCGAACGUGCCGACCUCGCUGGAGCUGCCCAUUACGGUGACGAACCCGGUGAUUGCCAAAACGACCACCUGCAAGAUCAACCCGAUCUACCCGACGACGACGGCAAUCGCCGCGAUUCCGGGCGUCCUCGAUCUGCCCCCGACGGCGCUAGCACAAACAGGUACAGAUAGCCCACACGUUGAACCGACACACGAGAGUAGUUCUAGCGAUGACACCAGGGCUGAGCACUUUAAACACCAAGAAGAAGACGGCGAUCGCGGUAAGUCACCAACGACCGCCAACGGCAAACCGACCCUCGAUCACGACGACUGCGACGACGAUCCGCUGGACGACGAAAUCAUCCCAAACACGCCCGAAUCUCAGAUGAACAGCCACGCGGAGAUUUCGUCCCAGUUCAGUGACGACGAUGACACGUCGCCGGUGGUGCCACUUCCGCGGGUCAUCGGCGAAGACGACGACGACAACUCCAACUUUAGCGACGUGAUCCCGAUCCAGCCGAACGUGAUCCUGCGCAACAUCAACAACGAACUGAUCAACAACAAUGAGAACAGCAACAACAGCAGCAGCGACAUGGAGCUGGACCCGGCCGGGAACGAAGAGAACGACCCCAACCAGACGGCGGAAGUGGCCGCCACCGGCUCGGCGAACAGCAAUUCCCUCGUGGAGAGAUAAUAUCUGGCACCGUCGGGUGAAGGCGACGAAGGCGCGACGGCGAAGGGCGACAACAACACUCCAUCAUUGCAUGCACUCACAACAACCUCACCACAACAGUCCUCAUUCGCGACGAACAACAGACAUCAGCAACCUUCGCCGUCACAGCAUUUGUUUUUCUAGAACACACACACAAGACCGCGCCGUUCCUAUAGAUCCAUCGACGUCUAUCAAAUCCGUGUGGGAUUGAGAGCCGUUUGGAAAGCUUGGCGACCCGCGUCUUUCCACGUUGUACAUACAAAACCGAACAAUUUUAGCUGCAUCCCAAUUUGCUAGUGUAUACUUUUAACAGAAAAAGGUUGGUUUUCUCUCUCUAGCUCGUUGAACCAACCUUAACCUUUUUUUUUUGUUUAUUUGUGUUAUAUCAUUCACAACUUUUUUUUUUCAACAAAUUGAACAAUUUUCGUAAAUUUGAAAUAAAUGCUUUUGCAACAUUGUUCACCGUUGCAUUUGAAAAUUCAAAUUGAAAACAAUAAAUCUACACAUUUUGCUAGGAUGAUCACAAAAAUAAAGAUCAACAGUGAGUCCCUGUGUAUCAUACUAAUCUAGUGUAACAAAAUAUCUAAACCACCCCCGGCUGUUUGCAUAAACAACAAUAGUAAAGAGAUUCAAAAUCUCACCAAUAGAACGCGUCCCCUGUUUGCGUGCGUAGUUUCUCUAUUCUAGCUCCUCCCACGUUGGGUUAGGGCGGGGCUUGUUGAACCACAGCCAGGUUCUUCUUCUAGUAGUCUUCUAGACAUGCUUAGCACGCGUGGUGUUUGCUGCUUACUGCGCGUCCCUUCUAAUAACAAUAUCGAUAGUGUUUUAGAAGAAGAAAAAAACAAACACACAUACACAACAUAUAAAAUGCAACAGACAACCUUAGACAACACUCAUACCAGUCGCUAACAAAUGUAGAGAGACAAGUUUGAAAGUUUCGAAUUAAAUCGUUUACUUUUGAAAACGCGACAACGCGGCGUUUGAUUGAAAAGACGGUGAGUGUGGAUUAUUUUUCGACCGUUUUAAAAGUGAAAAUCCAGUGUGCGAUAUCGGGAUGGGAUUGUGGCACUCUGAACAGAAGGGCAAGGAAUGAUGACAUUUUGACCGUUGCGUCGGUGGUUAGGAACAUACAUAGUAAUAUAACAUAAAAUACAAUACACUUACUAUUACUGAUAUGUAUUUAUAAGCGUAUAUAUUAUAUAGCGAUGAGUAAGUAAUAAAAGAAUAAAUGUUUAGUAAGUAAAAUAUUACGAAAUUCAAA
Messenger RNA from Culex pipiens pallens (northern house mosquito), 8117 nucleotides. RefSeq names its product titin homolog. Bases 227 to 6838 code for a protein of 2203 amino acids. The record is from RefSeq and is a predicted model, not a curated record. The transcript is spliced from 10 exons. NCBI's taxonomy places the organism in Eukaryota, Metazoa, Arthropoda, Insecta, Diptera, Culicidae.